AUGACCAUCGGAGAUAUCAACAUCCAUGACUACUUCACUGCGGAACUCCAGACUCAGCUGAGGCAGCCGAGAUCCAGCUGGGGCAUAGGAACCCCGAAAAUUUGGGACGCCUUCAGGGAGUUUGACACCAGCGGCGACGGCUUCAUCGGCAAGGAUGAACUCUGCGAACUCUUCGCCAAGUUGGGCAAGAGCCUCACCAAGAAACAGGCCGACAUCAUCCUCCGAGAGGUUGAUGCUGAUGGCAAUGGUGAAAUUGACUUUGAAGAACUGUGUUAUUUGGAGAUUGGGAUGUCCGGGGCCAAGCCCCGAGCCGAUCUCAUCGACUACACCACCUAUCUCUAUGACGACGUGGUGAAGCAGUUGCAGCAGUGGUUCUCCCUGCACGACAUGGGUGAAGAAGGGCAGAUCACCGUGGAAGCCGCGCAGAUGAACAUUGCAGAACAGCAGGAGGUCCGAGCUUCAGUGGAAGAGAUCCAAGACGUUCUGGCACAGGUGGGGCUGGAUGUGCGGGACAGCAUCGUGAAUGGGGUGGCACUGGAGGGAAAAGUGAAUUUUCCGCGCUUCGCCGCCUUCUGGGCUGUGGUGAGUGGCAGUCACCGAAAGCUCAACUACCGAGAGUAUUUGAGUAAUGACGAGGUUCAGCACUGUCGGCAGAUCUUUCAGGUUGGGAACGGCAUCGUUCAGGAAGCUGCUGGUGACAAGAAGCACCUGUCCCGGAAGCAGGUCCAAGACGUUUUGAAAGAGAAGAAUUUCGUUCGGGCCAGGCGGCAUCUCAAUAGGAUAUUGGAUAAUUUUGGUAUUGACAAGAAGACCGAUAUAGAUUUCAAGAUGUUCUGCAAUGCCAUAGUGAAGCUCUCGCGGCGGCGGAAACUCUUUGAGCUCUCUCCACAGACCUCCUGCUGCUCCAAGCUCUUUGCAGAUGGUUUCACGGUCCCUGAACUUCAGAUGUGUGGUUUUGGACUUGUCGAUUUCAGAGAAACGCGGAUCCCAGCCAAACGACUCUAUCAGGAGGGCCACUUUUCGGCCUUGGAUUUGCGGCGGGCAGGCUAUUCUGCUGGUGAUUUGCGCCGUGCUGGUAUGGGUUUAGUUGAGCUGAGGAGUUCAGGCUUCAGCUUAACAGAGCUUCGUACCGCAGGCUUUUCUGCAGCGGGGCUGCGGGAGGCAAACCGAAAGAUGCACGGCUGCUUGAGCAUGGGAGACUUUACACUCCUGCCACAGAUCACCAAAGGAACUUUAAAGACGUGGACCACGGAGAAAUCGCAGGAGAUGCUGAACAUCCAGCGUCUCACAAUGACUCCCCUGAUCCGCGAAGCCACCGAUGGACGUGGCACUGCGAAGUUUGCGCCCCUGUGUCGAGCCUUUAGCCGAAGUAUGCCAUCCUUCAAGGGGGAGAUCGCCUGGUAGACUGAGGAACUGGCUUGGGAACCUGCCGUGCAGGGCACAGAUGGGUGCAGGGUGCAGGUGUUUUUGCUUUAACUUUUUCUGCCUGGGUGCAUCUCAGCCUGGCUGUUGGUUUCAGA
This is a messenger RNA of Cladocopium goreaui, 1520 nucleotides long. NCBI's taxonomy places the organism in Eukaryota, Dinophyceae, Suessiales, Symbiodiniaceae. The record is from the annotation of a GenBank genome assembly.